UUCCCGGGAGGCACCGCGGCGCUGAGGGGAGGCGGCGGCGGAGCAGAAGGUCAGUUUCCUUAUACAGUGCCCAAGGAAAGAGGAUGGAACCAGAGAAGGCUGCCAAGCAAACAGUCCUCAUCACUGGAGGAGGUGGCUAUUUUGGCUUCCGUUUAGGCUGUGCCAUAUACCAAAAGGGAGUAGACGUGAUUCUCUUUGAUGUCAUGAAGCCACUUCAAACUGUGCCAGAGGGAAUAAAGUUCAUGGAGGGGGAUGUCCGUUGCCUGUCUGAAGUGGAAAAGGCUCUUAGAAAUAUAAUCUGUGUAUUCCAUAUUGCUUCCUAUGGAAUGUCUGGCAGGGAGCAGCUGAACCGAAAACUUAUAGAAGAUAUUAACGUAAAAGGAACAGAAAAUGUCAUCCAAGCCUGCAAGAGCACAGGAGUGCCGAGUCUGGUUUAUACAAGCACAUACAACGUGAUAUUUGGAGGCCAGAUCAUAGAAAAUGGGGAUGAAUCUCUGCCUUAUCUACCUCUUCACCUUCACCCAGAUCACUACUCCCGGACCAAAUCUUUAGCUGAAAUGAAGGUGCUGGAGGCAAAUGGUGCUGAGCUUGGAAAUGGGAAGGGUAUACUAAGGACCUGUGCUCUCCGACCAGCAGGCAUCUAUGGGCCUGGAGAACAAAGGCACCUUCCAAGAAUAGUUAGUUACAUUGAAAGGGGAUUGUUUAAAUUUGUAUAUGGAGAUCCUUUUAGUUUAGUAGAGUUUGUACACGUAGACAAUCUGGUUCAGGCUCAUAUCCUUGCCUCUGAGGCCCUCAAAGCCAACAAAAAGCACAUAGCUGCAGGCCAAGCCUAUUUUAUUUCAGAUGGCAGGCCUGUAAAUAACUUUGAAUUCUUCCGCCCGCUGGUGGAAGGUUUGGGUUACAAGUUCCCAACCUGUCGUCUUCCUCUCUCCCUUGUCUAUUUUUUUGCAUUCCUUACUGAAGUGGUUCAUUUUCUGAUAGGCCAUGUUUAUAAUUUUCAGCCCCUCCUCACUCGCACAGAGGUUUACAAAACUGGGGUUACGCAUUAUUUUAGCAUGGAGAAGGCCAGAAAGGAGCUGGGGUACAAGCCUCAGCAAUACAGCCUGAAUGAAGUGAUUGAGUGGUUCCGAUCUCAGGGGUGUGGAGCAAAGCCAAGAAAAUACACCAUUAUCCAUCUUGUGAGGGAUGGAGCAGUGCUUGUGCUGCUGAUUGGUGUGAUGGCCUUGUGGUUUCCGUCUGUGGUUACAUUUUCACUCUGAAAGGUGAAGUGCUGAGCACAAAGAAUUUAGUUGUGUUCUCUGAGUACUCUUGGCUUUGACAGGAAAUCAAAGUGACUAAAAAAAAAAAAAUCACAUAUUUGUGUCAUUCAGGUAAAUAUCUUUAAUAGUUUUAUCCCCAAAGAACAGAACUGCUGCAUACAAAGGUGUAAUUUUUAUAAAUAAUCCCUCUCCAAAGUUAAGUUGAUAGAUCACUAACACCAUGAAGCUCAGUAUUACAGUAACAGCAUUUUAUUCCAGGUACAACACACACUACAGUGAACAGAACAAACAUCCCAGGCUGACCCUUCUUCUUCCCUGAUGGGAUGAUACUCUUGAUCCAUGCCCUUUAUUCCUAAAGAGUUUGUGCUUCAUGAUCCAGAGGAGAAUAAACUUAUUCUUUGAUUACAUUCCAAAACCAGAUUUUGCUUUCCACCUUGAAUGUAUAUGUGCCUAACCAAGAUUAACUGAUAAAACAACUAGACAAUAAAUAAAUGCCUUUUUGUUUGUUUU
This is a messenger RNA of Neopsephotus bourkii (Bourke's parrot), 1769 nucleotides long. RefSeq names its product short chain dehydrogenase/reductase family 42E, member 1 (gene SDR42E1). Gene Ontology annotation, biological process: steroid biosynthetic process. Gene Ontology annotation, molecular function: 3-beta-hydroxy-Delta5-steroid dehydrogenase (NAD+) activity. Lineage: Eukaryota; Metazoa; Chordata; Aves; Psittaciformes; Psittacidae. The record is from RefSeq and is a predicted model, not a curated record. The transcript has 3 exons. Bases 84 to 1259 code for a protein of 391 amino acids.